AUGCAAUUAAACUUGAACCUUUCUCAAUAUUUAGAGCUUAUUGGAUCUUCAUUGUUUUUAUUCUUCAACAUGAUAAUGCUUAUUAUUAUUCAAAAACUUUCAAGACCUGAAUACGGGUCCUACAAAAUUCUAAUGAUGGUUAUGACAAGUUUAUAUGUGGCAUAUUCUGCCAUUGAAAUUCUUGUUUUACCGAGUUAUUUCAUUUACGAAUACACUUAUUUUCUAUUUACUACUCAAUUUACACAAUAUCAAAACAUGUCUCAAAUUCUUAUAGUAACCUUUUGCUCAAUUUUCGCAUGUAUGCAAGUGGUUCGUGCUGCUCAGUUUAUAUACAGAUACUUUUCAGUUGCAAGUCUCCACUACCUCUGCGAUAAAUACUUCAAAGGAAAAAGGCACAUUGUUUGGGUAUCUGCUACUAUACUAUUUUUCCUGAACUGGUUUCUGGUUGCUUGGUUUGUUUACGGAAAUUAUGGAGUCUACCCAAAGGAAUUGGAAGAUGAGAUAUUUGAAAGAUUUGAUAAGAAUAUCAGUCAAAUUGCAUUUACACUGGUAUCCUAUGCUAAUCUUGAUGACAAGGGUCAAAUUGAGCUGAAUUAUCUCAAUAUUGCAAUGAUUAUUUACUUGAUUUUCUGUGCUUCAAUACCCAUGAUUAUUUCCCUCGUUUGCGGAAUAAAAACGUGGCUUCAAAUUCGUAGUGCAAUCGACAUAACAGAUAAAUCUAAAACUCUCCAAAAACAAGAACGCCAGCUAUUCACAGCUUUACUCAUUCAAUUCAUAAUACCUUUUCUCGGUAACACGGUCCCAAUGCUUAUACUUUUUGCUUGUCCUGCACUGCACAUUUCCACGGAGCCCUACACAAACUAUAUCAGCAUGUCUGUACCGUUUUAUCCUAUAUUUGACGCAAUUGCAACUACUUUCAUUAUUAAGGAUUACUACAGAGGAGUUUUGAAACUAUUCGGACUCGCAAAACAAACUCCUGACAUUUCUUCGACAAUUGGUUGA
This is a messenger RNA of Caenorhabditis elegans, 1002 nucleotides long. It is a transcript of the gene str-83, whose product is annotated as Seven TM Receptor. The record is from RefSeq and is marked reviewed. The transcript is spliced from 7 exons. Bases 1 to 1002 code for a protein of 333 amino acids. Gene Ontology annotation, biological process: detection of chemical stimulus involved in sensory perception of smell. Lineage: Eukaryota; Metazoa; Nematoda; Chromadorea; Rhabditida; Rhabditidae.